Messenger RNA from Austrofundulus limnaeus, 1163 nucleotides. RefSeq names its product amphiregulin (gene areg). The record is from RefSeq and is a predicted model, not a curated record. The coding region runs from base 112 to 810 and encodes 232 amino acids. The transcript has 6 exons. Gene Ontology annotation, biological process: positive regulation of mitotic nuclear division; epidermal growth factor receptor signaling pathway; positive regulation of cell population proliferation. NCBI's taxonomy places the organism in Eukaryota, Metazoa, Chordata, Actinopteri, Cyprinodontiformes, Rivulidae. Gene Ontology annotation, molecular function: epidermal growth factor receptor binding; growth factor activity.
GCACACACACACACACUCACACACACAAACACACACACAUAUUCCAACACUCACAUUCCGAUACAGAUCAGUUGCAGGACUGUCGAACACUAAACUCUCUCCUCCUGGGAUAUGAACCCACUCGUCACCAUUUGUCUGCUGUGCAUCGUUGUCUGCAGUGCUUUGGAUGCUCACGGAUCUGAGGACACCUACUCAUCUGAUCUAGCCAGAGUGACGGGUGGUCCAGCCUCCGGGGAGGGCCUCGUGAGUUCGCUCAUCGACGACGAUGAGCUGGAAGUGAACAGGGAGCUUUCAGGAGGAGAGCGGGAACAUUUCAUCCUCCAUGGCCUGCACUCCAACAAAGAUGAGAAGAGGAAGAGGAAAGGCAAAGGCAAAGGCAAGCACAGACCGAAGGACAGAUUCACAACUCCCCUGAACCUCGAGCACACGGUCAUCACCAGAAGGUCCAACUCCACGUUCAGCACCACCCAGGAUCCGUGCACCUCCACCCACCUGGGCUACUGCAUUCACGGACACUGCAAGUACAUGGAGGGCCUGCAGGAGCCAGUGUGUGUAUGCAUGAGGGGUUACGACGGAGAGCGCUGUGGGAUCCAGAUUCUGGGGUCCACGUCUGAUCUGAGCGACAACACCGAGCUGGUGCAGACGGUGUUAGUGGUCAUCGCCGUCGUGCUGUCCGUCAUCAGCUGCUGUGCCGUUCUGCUCAUGACCUGUGCUCAUUACAGGUCACAUAAAAACUUUCUGGCAUCCUAUCUCGGAACUGGAUCAGAGCAGGAGAAGCUUCAGAAACCCAUGGGUGACAUUAUGGUGUGAGGAUGAAUCACAACGAGCCAGCUGCACAAGUUGAGGAUAAAGAAGACGAGGCUGAAGAUCUGAGUCAGGAGGCGGCUUCCCUAGAUGCUAUGUAAAAACCCGUUUCACAGCUUUUUAGGAUUUAAUUUAUUUAGUAUGAUUAUUUAUUGCUAACUGUGUAAGUGUUGGAUUUUCUAUUAUAAUGUCACGUAUAUGUGAAUGCUGAGCAUUCAGUCUUUAUUGUUCUGUAGGUUUGGUUUUUAUUUAUUGCACUAAAUUUGUUACAGGUCAGAAAUAACAAAAAAAAAAACCUUUGUUGUAACUCUGGUAAAGAGAUUUUGAUCACCAAUAAAGUGUCUCAGUGUUACAUGAAA